AUGACGUCGGAGGAUGUGAAGACCAGCGAAUCGGCGGUGUCGAAGUUUGUGAACCUCGCCGAGGAGGCGAAGCUUGCGAAAGAAGAGAUCAAGCCUACUAAAUAUCAGGUCUACAAUGUCGGCAAGUCUCUCAUCGCUGGUGGCGUAGCUGGAGGCGUGUCACGAACUGCUGUGGCUCCGUUGGAACGUUUAAAAAUAUUGCUACAGGUCCAAAAUCCACAUAACAUAAAAUACAAUGGUACUGUUCAAGGCUUAAAGUAUAUUUGGAGAACUGAGGGCUUUAGAGGCUUAUUCAAAGGCAAUGGCACCAAUUGUGCUCGAAUUGUCCCAAAUUCAGCGGUCAAGUUCUUCAGCUAUGAGCAAGCCUCCAAGGGUAUAUUGUAUCUGUACCAGCAGCAAUCUGGCAAUGAUGAUGCACAGCUGACUCCUUUAUUACGUUUGGGCGCUGGAGCUUGUGCUGGAAUAAUUGCCAUGUCUGCAACCUACCCGAUGGAUAUGGUUCGGGGCCGAUUAACCGUUCAGACGGAGAACUCCCCUUAUCAAUACAGAGGAAUUUCUCAUGCUUUAUCAACUGUGCUUCGUCAGGAAGGUUUCCGUGGUCUGUAUAAGGGUUGGCUUCCUUCUGUCAUUGGAGUCGUUCCAUAUGUGGGCCUCAAUUUUGCAGUGUAUGAAUCUCUAAAAGAUUGGUUGAUUAAAUCUAAACCCUUUGGGCUCGUUGACGAUAAUGAUUUGGGCAUUGUAACGAGGCUAGCAUGUGGGGCAGCAGCCGGUACUGUCGGGCAAACUGUAGCCUACCCCCUUGAUGUCAUUCGCAGAAGAAUGCAGAUGGUGGGAUGGGCUAAUGCUUCUUCAAUUGUUGCUGGCGAUGGGAGAAACAGGGCCCCCCUUGAAUAUACUGGCAUGAUCGAUGCUUUCAGGAAAACUGUUAGGCAUGAGGGCUUCAGAGCACUGUACAAGGGUUUGGUCCCCAAUUCUGUGAAGGUUGUCCCGUCAAUAGCUAUUGCUUUUGUGACAUAUGAGCAAGUGAAGGACAUCAUGGGGAGUCCACCACCUAGGGCAAAAGAGGCCAAAUGUUUCAAAUCUGCAAGAGGUCAAUGUACUAGGGCUUAUGCCCAAAUGGCUUUCCCUACCACAUUUCGUGCCUACGGCAUUUUCGCCAGACGCCCCAUCUUCACGGUGGAAUCAAUUUCAUCGGGAACUGGUAGGAUUGGGACCAUUAUCACUUUUAUCAUCGCUGACAUGAUAGAUGCCCCUCUUAGAGCUGCUCCGCCCGAGGCCCUGCUUUCAAAAUGGGCUUUGCCUUGA
Fraxinus pennsylvanica is the source of this 1305-nucleotide messenger RNA. NCBI's taxonomy places the organism in Eukaryota, Viridiplantae, Streptophyta, Magnoliopsida, Lamiales, Oleaceae. The record is from the annotation of a GenBank genome assembly.